Molecule: messenger RNA, 1155 nt
Organism: Fonsecaea pedrosoi CBS 271.37
Lineage: Eukaryota; Fungi; Ascomycota; Eurotiomycetes; Chaetothyriales; Herpotrichiellaceae
Exons: 3
Coding region: 1-1155 (384 amino acids)
Source: RefSeq, a predicted model, not a curated record
AUGGCUCAAUUACCCCUGCAAAUCCGAAAAGACAUCCGCGACCUCUUCGACAACGAGGACAGCGCCGUGCAGAGAUCCAUCGCCUCUCUCAAAGACAUCAUAGGCUACCGGGUCGCGUGCACGGCAGAAUGGCACAUGCUGUGGGUGGAGUUGGAGCCUGUGUGCCCCGACAAGACGACGUUCGUCCCCACCAUCGCGAAACUGGUGGAGACGUGGUGCGAUACUCUAGGCAAGAGGCUAGAAGACGCGCGGUUUGCAUCCUGGACCGAAGUCUUUCUCGAAAACCUCAAAACGGUCAAUGCUGUCAAGUUUUCUAUCCAAGUUGCUGCCGAUGACUCCAGAGUCCGGACAGCCUGGUUAGGGCCGAAAUCAACAUCGUUUACCAUCUCGCAGCCCAAAACCGCCAGGCUACAGACCACACUUCAGACGGCUGGCCCGGCUUUCGCAGAAGAUUUUGAGUCCAUGUUUGGCCCUCCAAAUUCCGACUCCUCUACCCCAUCCAACAAGCCGGAAGCAGAGAACCAGCGCCCAGAAAUUCGGGAAGAUGACGAAGACUGGGCAGAACUGGAAUCGGUUGCAGAUACAACCAAAAGCACUGGCAUCAACACGACGGCGAACCGCGUUGUGCCAUAUCCAGCUCCACUGGAACCGAGCACCGAUGUCUUACCCGCACUGGAGACGCUGCCUAGACCGGAGAUCCUCUUCCGCACCACAAGCCCCUACGUGAUGCUGGUGUCCUCGGGAGGCCAGAGUAAGCUAACAGUCAACGGCACGCAUGAACCCAGUCUGCGGAUAUUGGCAGAGUAUUUGCAGCGGUGGAUCAAGACGGAUCCUCAAGACGUCCGCAAGGUCAGUGUGCAAGCUAUUCCUCUGGAAAACCCAUAUUCUCUUUCGCUCUUUCGUCUGAGCAGCUCGGCUAAACGACACCCUCAGAUCCCGUACUUGCGUAUCAAGCUGAACGAGUCGAACUUUGGCCUCGGCCUGUUUCGCGACUCGUUGACCAUUGAGCCUUUCGACUACCAUCAAAGGCAGGCCGUCGUGAACGUGACCCUGGUCCUUGCAUUCAUCCAAGGAGUCUUGGGCUAUCGACGCAUCCCUGGAACAUCGGGUGCUGGUCAGUGGGAGUUUCAGAGGGACACUCCCUUUGCGGCCUGA